CUUAUCAACAAGAUGAUGGAGCUGCUGACUGGAGAGGUUCCUAUAAGGUAUCAGGACGUGGCGGUCUAUUUCUCCAUGGAGGAGUGGGAGUAUGUAGAAGGACACAAGGAUCAGUACAAGGAUCAGGUCAUGAUGGAGGAUCAGCAGCCCCUCCCAUCACCAGUCAGAUCCAGUAAGAGAACAGCACCAGAGAGGUGUCCCCGUCCUCUUGAUGAGAAGAAUAUGGAGGACAUUCCUACAGGGAAAGAUCUGGCCUAUAUUAAUCCUACAGAUAUAAAAGAUGAAGAUACAGAUGUGAGCGGUGAUAAGCAGUAUAAGGAGGACAUUCCUACAGGGGAAGAUCUCAUCUCGUUUAAUGCUACAGACAUAAGGGAAGAAGAAGAGACAGAUGUGAGCAGUAAUGAGCAGUAUAAGGAGGACAUUCAUACAGAGAAAGAUCUGAUCUAUAUUAAUAUGACAGAUAUAAAGGAAGAAGAGUCAGAUGUGAGCGGUGAUGAGCAGUUUAAGGGGGACAUUCCUACAGGGAAAGAUCUGAUCUAUAUUAAUGCUCCAGACAUAAUAGUAAAAGUAGAAGAAGAGACAGAUGUGAGCGGUGAUGAGCAGUAUAAGGAGGACAUUCCUACAGGUAACCGCCCAGAAAUGUUCCGGUUCGGGUCACCUGUGUGGGUCCAAAUGGAGGUAUAGGUGCGGCUGGCGAGCCGAGAGCAAAAAUCAUUAAAAAUAAAGGUUCCCC
Messenger RNA from Hyla sarda, 733 nucleotides. RefSeq names its product oocyte zinc finger protein XlCOF7.1-like. Gene Ontology annotation, biological process: regulation of DNA-templated transcription. Bases 13 to 684 code for a protein of 223 amino acids. The record is from RefSeq and is a predicted model, not a curated record. The transcript is spliced from 4 exons. Lineage: Eukaryota; Metazoa; Chordata; Amphibia; Anura; Hylidae.